Rhododendron vialii is the source of this 1383-nucleotide messenger RNA. RefSeq names its product NAC domain-containing protein 6-like. Gene Ontology annotation, molecular function: DNA binding. The coding region runs from base 193 to 1080 and encodes 295 amino acids. The record is from RefSeq and is a predicted model, not a curated record. The transcript is spliced from 3 exons. Lineage: Eukaryota; Viridiplantae; Streptophyta; Magnoliopsida; Ericales; Ericaceae. Gene Ontology annotation, biological process: regulation of DNA-templated transcription.
AAAAAUCAGUAAAUCACCAACCCAGUAAGUUCUCGUAUAAAUUAAACCCUUAGUGCACCCUUCUCUGUGUGCAUGGGCAUGUUAAAGCAGACUGCCUUGCUAUCCAUACAGGUUACAGACGGGGACAAAAACCCAGUUAAUUAGUGAUCGAUCGGUAGACGUUAAUUAUUUGCAACCACUCUAGCUAGGCUAAUGGAGGAAUCAACAAAUGAUCAGCUUGAAUUGCCGGGAUUUCGGUUCCACCCCACGGAGGAAGAGCUUCUCAGCUUCUACCUUAAGAACAUGAUUUUCGGGAAGAAAUUAUACUUGGAUAUAAUUGGUUUCCUCAACAUCUACCAUUAUGAUCCUUGGGACUUGCCAGGGCUGGCAAAGAUUGGGGAGAGGGAAUGGUACUUUUUCGUGCCAAGGGACAGAAAACAUGGUAAUGGAGGGAGGCCUAAUCGGACCACUGAAACUGGGUUUUGGAAGGCUACGGGUUCGGACCGCAAAAUACUGAGCUUAUCUGAUCCAAAAAAGAUGAUAGGUUUGAGAAAGACUUUGGUGUUCUAUAUGGGAAGAGCACCGCGUGGUUCCAAAACUGAUUGGGUCAUGAAUGAGUAUCGUUUGCCUGAUACUCUCACCUCUCCAAAGGAUAUAGUAUUGUGUAAGAUAUAUAGGAAGGCAACCUCUUUGAAGGUGUUGGAAGAGAGGGCAGCAAUGGAAUUAGAAGAAAUAAAGACAACCACCAAUAUUCAUGCCCCUCAACCUUCACCUCCACUAACAUCACCAACCGACACAUUCUCCUUUUCCGCUCAAUACAAGGAAUACUCGGCGGAACCAAUGGCCAUGAGGGACAUGGCAUUCAGUAAAGAAGAAGAAGAGCUAGUUAAAGUAGAACGAAAUGAGUAUGAAGAAGCAGAUGAGAGCAAAGGGACUACUACUACUACUUCUCUUCGGUUACCAUGGCACAAAGAAAAGUUGCCAGAGCUGCAAGUGCCUAGGGUGAGCAUGGACUGGACCCAAGACUCCUUUUGGACGCAGCUAAGGAGCCCAUGGCUUGACAAUUUGAUGACGCCAUAUGCUAAUGCACUCAACUUUUAAGGUCGUUUUUCAUCAAGGCUAAGUUAAGCAGAGAUUCGCAAUGUAGAUAUAUUACUCCCGCAUCCUUGAUAGGGCCAGUGAACUGUCUUUAUGAUCAGCUGUCUUCACAGUGGUGAAUUUGAAUAGAAACUUUGAAGUGAUGAUUUUUAAUUACUAGAAUUUAAAAGAGUCCACUUUUGUGACUCAUUAUCUGUAAUUCUACUGGCUAGUUACUGAUACUCCAAGAAGAAAGACAGCUGCACAAAGCUUAAUUAAUGAUUCGGAAUUCCAAUGAGAAUCUCACAAUUUUCUUAUCAGGUCAAA